Micropterus dolomieu (smallmouth bass) is the source of this 837-nucleotide messenger RNA. It is a transcript of the gene mb, whose product is annotated as myoglobin. Gene Ontology annotation, molecular function: heme binding; oxygen binding. The transcript is spliced from 4 exons. Bases 29 to 472 code for a protein of 147 amino acids. Gene Ontology annotation, biological process: oxygen transport. The record is from RefSeq and is a predicted model, not a curated record. Gene Ontology annotation, cellular component: extracellular exosome. Lineage: Eukaryota; Metazoa; Chordata; Actinopteri; Centrarchiformes; Centrarchidae.
CACAGGAUUUUUGACUACUCUGCAGAUCAUGGCUGACUUUGACCUUAUUCUGAAGCACUGGGGUCCAGUGGAGGCGGACUACAAUGGCAUUGGCGGCCUGGUUCUGACCCGUUUAUUCCUGGAGUACCCUGAAACCCAGAAGCUGUUCCCCAAGUUUGCCGGCAUUGCCAAGGGUGACCUGGCUGGUAACGCAGGUAUUUCUGCCCACGGUGCCACCGUGCUGAAGAAACUCGCCGAGCUGCUGAGGGCCAAAGGCAACCACGGUACCAUCCUCACGCCUCUGGCCAACAGCCAUGCCACAAAGCACAAGAUCCCCAUUAACAAUUUCAAGCUUAUUACAGAGAUCCUUGUUAAAGUCCUGGAGGAGAAGGCAGGACUCGAUGCAGCCGGGCAGCAAGCCUUCAGGAACGUGAUGGCUGUUGUCAUUGCCGAACUUGACAGCAAAUACAAAGAGCUGGGCUACGCUGGCUGAAGAUGAAAGUGGCACGAGUCUUGCCAGGGUCAGAUGACAGACUAGAAAACUUUCCACAUGCAAGUGCUUCUUUGAAAACUAAACAGUUAACCAUCUUUAAACCUACAUUAAGUAGUUUGCAUUGAAAGGAAAUCCACUAUAGAGGUAAAGAACAUAAUAAGCUUCACAAAUGAUUGUUUUAUUACAGCAUAACUGUACUUGAUUACGUUGGGUUGUAUAUGUUUUUCUGUCCACUCCUGUAACUACUCGGAAAUAAUCAUGUUCUUUGUUCAAGUUAAAAGUGAUUGAUCUUUUUCAGGAGUCUUGACUAAUGCCAUUCUGUAAACCUUUGUCACAUAUUACCAAUAAAAUUAAGUUACACACAA